AACGACUUCGUGCGCGUCGACGAGGCGCGCGCGGCGGCGACGAGCCGGCGGCUGGAUGCGGGCGCGCGCAAAGACGCGCCGCUCUUCGGCGUGCCCUUCGCCGCGAAGGCCAACCUCUGCGUCGCCGGCGAGACGCCGACGGCGGGGAGCGCGGCCGUCGGCGGCUGGGUCGCGCGCGCCGACGCGACGGCCGUGGCGAGGCUCGCGGACGCGGGCGCCGUGCUCGUGGGAUCGACGAACUGCGACGAGUUCGGCAUGGGCAGCACGGGCGAGGCCUCGGCCCACGGCGCGACGUUGAACCCCCGCGACGCCGCGGCGUCGCCCGGCGGGUCGAGCAGCGGGAGCGCCGCGGCCGUCGCCGCGGGUUCCGUGCCCUUCGCGCUCGGCAGCGACACGGGCGGCAGCGUGCGCCUGCCGGCGAGCUGGUGCGGCGUCGUCGGGCUCAAGCCCAGCUACGGCCGCGUGUCGCGCCACGGGCUCCUGGCCUACUGCUCCUCGACGGACUGCGUCGGCGCGACGUCCGUCGGCGACGCCGCGGCGGUGCUGCGCGUCAUCGCGGGCGCCGACGGCCUCGACGCGACCUGCGUCGACGCGCCCGUCGAGGACUACGCGGGCCUGCUGGCGGCGCCGUCGAACUUUCGCGUCGCGGCCGUCGCCGAGGCGUCGGACCUCGCGGACGCGGACGCGGCCGCGGCGGCCGCGGCCGCGGCCGCGGCCCUCGGCGCCGACGUCGUGUCUCUGCCCUGGCUGCGCGACGCCUGCGCGGCCUACUACGUGCUGUCGGCGUCCGAGGCCUUCGGGAACCUGUCGCGCUACGCCCACGUGGACCGGCCGCGCACGGCCGAGGCCUGGCGGCGCGUCGACCACGCGUCCGCGCCCUUCGGCGCCGAGGUGCUCCGGCGCCUGCGGCUCGGCGCGCACUUCCUGGGCGACCGCCACGCCGACGGCCUCUACGGGCGCGCCGAGGCCGUGCGCGACGCCGUGCGGCGCGACCUCGCGUCCGUGUUCCGCGACUACGACGCGCUCGUGCUGCCCGUGGCGCCGACGGCGGCGCCGGCCGCCGGCGCGGCGCGCGGCGCGCCGUCGCGCGCGCCGCGGCCGCCGGCGGGCUCGCUGCUCGCGGCCGUCGAGGGCGACCUGCCCGACGGCUGGGCCCACGACCAGCUCACGUGCUUCGCGUCCCUCGCCGGCGCGCCGGCGCUGUCGCUGCCCUUUGGGGCGUCGCGCGCGGGGCUGCCCGUCGGCGUCCAGGUCGUCGCGCGGCCCCUCGGCGACGCGACGGCGCUGCGCGUCGCG
This is a messenger RNA of Aureococcus anophagefferens, 1296 nucleotides long. RefSeq lists its product as hypothetical. The transcript has 2 exons. The annotation marks the transcript as partial. The record is from RefSeq and is a predicted model, not a curated record. Gene Ontology annotation, molecular function: catalytic activity. NCBI's taxonomy places the organism in Eukaryota, Pelagophyceae, Pelagomonadales, Pelagomonadaceae.